CCGUUUUAGAUCAUUAAAGAAUUUGCUAAUUAUUCUAAAUGACAGCAUUCCAGUGAAUCUUUUCUGAGAUAAUUUAUUUAAAGCAUUUUCUGCUUGUGCGAAGAUCGAUUUACGUAAAUUACGACGAUUUAUUGUAAAACAUGGCGGACGUCGAUGAUGCAGAUGAUCACUACAAUGUGUUAAAUGCUGACAAUCUGUCAUCCUCUACGCAUGAUGAUACGAGCACGGACACACAAGAUAACAAUUUGUAUUUUCAGGAUUUACCCGAUGCAUUGAUUGUGACAAAUCUUGAUGAGUGUAUAUUUGAUGAUGUGAAUUGUAAGGCCGAGUUUGAGUCGCUAUUUAGACAAUACGACAACAAAGCAUCAUUCCUGUACCUCAGAUCUUUUCGACGUGCUCGAGUAAAUUUUUCCACUCCAGAAAUGGCAGCAGCAGCUAGAAUACAUUUCCAUGAAGUAGAAUUAUUUGGAAAAAGAGUCAAAUGUUACUUUGCACAGCCUAAAGAUGAAGAGAAUGAAAACAAAGAUCCCCACUUACACCCCCCUCCCCUACAGAAACAGUUCCUUAUCUCCCCGCCAGCUUCACCCCCCGUAGGAUGGGAACAAACGCACGAAGAAAAACCAGUCAUAAACUAUGACCUAAUAUCAGCUGUUGCAAAUCUGGCUCCAGGCACCUCACAUGAGCUACACCCCCCAUCAGACAAGCACCCUGCCAUUGUUGUUCACAUCUGCGAGGAUCCCCCAAUCAAUUUUAGCGGAGAAAAGCCCAAAAUUAUCCAAACGCGGAGGCCAGAUUUUGAUGAGAGGGGCACAUGAUUGUGCAGCGUUGCAGACUUUUUCUUCAAAUUUCAUUGCUUUCUCAUCUGUGUCUAAAUUAUUGACAAGUUUAUAUAUGUUCAUAUUUAUUCUGUGACAUUUUACAUCAUGUUUGUUUGUAUUUUUUCAUUUUGUUUUUAUUAAACUAUAUUCCAUCAGGA
Molecule: messenger RNA, 976 nt
Organism: Saccostrea echinata
Lineage: Eukaryota; Metazoa; Mollusca; Bivalvia; Ostreida; Ostreidae
Product: calcipressin-2-like
Exons: 4
Coding region: 141-815 (224 amino acids)
Biological process (GO): calcium-mediated signaling
Cellular component (GO): nucleus; cytoplasm
Molecular function (GO): calcium-dependent protein serine/threonine phosphatase regulator activity; nucleic acid binding
Source: RefSeq, a predicted model, not a curated record